AUAGGUUGAGCCCCUCUUCUUUGUGAAAGCCCCUCAAAUAUUGGCUCACUGUUACUGUGUCACCCCUGGUCCUUUUCACUGAACUAAACAUACUCAAUUCUUGAAAUAGUCUUUGAAAAAAAUAAUAAUUGUGAGGGUUAUUCCAGCUCCAUCUGUUUUUUUUUUUAGGGCCAUUUCUCAAAAGAACAUUGAAUUUGGGAAUCACUGAGGUUUGUUCUUUUCCAUAUAGGAAAUGUGAGUCUGAAAGCAAUUUGCAUUUUACGCAUGCCCAGAGUCAUAACCACGCACAAGUUAAACCUGGCCUAUGCGCGGCUCUUAGCCACAUUGCUAAUUUCUCUAUCUUUUGUCUUUUUCUCCUCCCCGCCUCUGAUUUGCUCCGCCCCUGGCAAAGGGGGAGCCGUUUUCGUAGCAGGCUGGCCUCCCUAUCUGAUGGAGGUAGCCCCGGUGAUGGCUGCGGAAGAAGAGGACAGGAUCUGCCAGAGAACAGAGGCAGGAUGUGUUGCAGUUCUUUGUUUAUGAAAUUAAUAACUUUUGACGAAGAGGCUUCAUGUUGAAUUUUGUCCCAGCUGAGAAAAGUGAGCGGGGUGCUUGAAUUACCCUCAGGAGCUAGACAGAAGAUAAGUUUGGAAAUAAUCUGAACGGAUUCUUUUUAGAAUUGUUUUACAACAAUGGAGCCACAUGUGACCAAAUGCACCUGAAGCUCUUUGCGAGCCAAGGAGACUCGGAGGGGCUGCCUUCUCAAGAUCGAAGGCUCUACUUCGGGAGCUGAGCCUCAGGACCCACCUCACAACAUGGCCACCCUAACCAGCAGCUCCACCUUGGACCCGGCCGACUCGGACCUUUCCACCUCCCUCACUUUACCUCUUCUGGAUGACAAACCCAAAGCGAAAAACCUCUUCCAGUUGGGCCCUCUCUUCCACGGCCGGAGCGAACGCUUCGUCAUUGCCCGGAGCGACAGCGUGCCGGAAGAGAACGUCCUGAAGAUCACCAUCACGGAGACCACAGUGAUUGAGUCGGACCUGGGCAUCUGGAGUUCCUACGCCCUCACCUACCUCACGCUGUGGUUCUUCUUCAGCUUUUGCACCCUUUUUCUGAACAAGUACAUCUUGUCGCUGCUGGAAGGGGAACCAAGUAUGUUAGGCGCCGUUCAGAUGCUCUCCACCACCUUCAUUGGCUGCGUCAAAAUGUUUGUGCCCUGUUGUCUUUACCAGCACAAAAGCCGUCUCUCCUAUCCUUCCAAUUUCAUCAUGAUUAUGCUUUUCGUUGGCCUGAUGCGAUUUGCAACUGUGGUUUUGGGGCUCGUCAGCUUGAAAAACGUGGCCGUUUCCUUUGCCGAGACAGUGAAAAGCUCAGCGCCCAUUUUUACCGUUAUUAUGUCCCGCAUGAUUUUAGGAGAAUAUACCGGGCUGGUUGUGAACUUGUCUCUGAUCCCCGUGAUGGGCGGGCUGGCCUUGUGUACUGCAACCGAGCUGAGUUUCAACAUCCUUGGCUUCUCAGCAGCUUUGUCGACAAAUAUUAUGGAUUGCUUGCAGAAUGUUUUCUCCAAAAAGCUGCUGAGUGGGGACAAAUACCGUUUCUCUGCUCCUGAGCUUCAGUUCUACACUAGCGCAGCUGCGGUGAUCAUGCUUAUCCCUGCCUGGGUCUUUUUCAUGGAUAUGCCGGUGAUUGGGAAAAGCGGGCGGAGUUUCCAGUACAACCAGGACAUCGUGGUGCUGCUUCUGAUGGAUGGAGUGCUGUUCCACCUCCAAAGUGUCACCGCUUAUGCCUUGAUGGGCAAAAUUUCCCCCGUAACUUUCAGUGUUGCCAGCACGGUGAAGCACGCCUUGUCCAUUUGGCUCAGCAUCAUUGUCUUUGGGAACAAGAUCACCAGCCUCUCGGCCAUCGGGACAGUCCUGGUGAUCAUCGGGGUCCUGCUGUAUAACAGGGCCAAGCAGCAGCAGCAGGAAAUCCUCCAGAAUCUGGUGGGAGCAGCCCCAGCCCCCCAACCCUCUCCAGCAACUAAUGAAGACGCUGAGCCUCUCCUCUCUAAAGACCCCCAUCCGUUCGAAUGAGACCUCUGCCUGCACCUCGGCCUUAAUUUUUGCUACAUGGAAGUUUAGACGAACGAUAUUUUUCUUUUGAAGCCCUCGGUACCCUCCCCCAGAAGGCCCAUCUUGCACGCAAGGCACAGCAAGGUGCUGUGAUCAGAAAAACGGACGCAAAGACCAGGUGAGAAUCACAAGCAUUGGAUGGAAGAGCUUUACAUUCUGCCACCCACCAUAUUCAAAGUCACUUUUGGUCCAUCCUCCACCGGACCGACGUGAAAUCCAGCCAAGUUUGCCAUCCUCCCAAAGUUACAAAACUGGAAAAGCAUCGGCUUCAAAAAGCCCCAAAAUCACCCAAUGUCUUUGCCGGGAACAGCAGGAUCUCAGCGUGGUGGAGAGGGUGUCAACUGUGCCACUGGCCUUCCGUCCCAGCACAUCCUUUGCUAAGUCUUGAGUUCUGGAUGAAACCGUCCGAAGAUUUGCUGCUGAGAUAUCCUCAGCAGUUUUGACCCACGGCAGCCUCUCACCCCACCCGACCCCAUGCCGACCAAGCUACGAUUUUCAGCUUCAACCUCAGAACGGAGCUCAUUGCUUGUUUGUGGGGCAGAGCUGAGAAACAUUUUGUACAGAAGGCAAAGGAGAGACUGCUCGAGUUUUGUUUUAAUUUUUGUUUCCGUGCUGUCGAGCGCAGGCAAUAAACCCAGGCGACUCUUGGGAUCUGGUGCCCUGCUCAUAGCAAUCAAGAAGCAAUUUGGGAAAAGGCUUCUCCUGAGUUUUAAGACCCGACAUUUUUGGGAUCGUGAAAUGAGCAGAAAAUGGCGUAUCGUCCUGGAUCGUGUGGUAUGACACCACCUAGCAAUCAAAUAACCAAAAAGCUGCUAAAGAAGGAAAGGAGAUUUCACGCAGCAAUGCCCUCUCCAAGUAAUGUUUGAAAAUCCCAUCGGGACUUUGGGAAGCUGUCUUCACGUCAUCGCAUAUCCGUCUAAACCUAGUUUUGCUACUCUGGGACCAUUGAACUAAUUCUCUCCUAGUUGACGACAAAUCCUUCCAGUCCUGGUGGCUUCUUCACGGAUCGUUAGCAGCUUCCUUAGAAGUAAAAACCACUUGAGCCAGGCAGAUUCCCAUGAACUGAGCAGCUUGAAGCGCUCAGCCUGUAUGGAUUGUCUUUGCUACGGUCCGUCUGAACUCAGCGUGCUCAGUUAUUAAUUGUAGGGGGAAAAAAAUAACGUUAAUAAGUUUUUAAUUUCAGAGUGAAGAAAUUUCAUUCCACAUUUCCUGAUUUGUCAGCCAAGAACCUCAACGGGUUGCCCCGCUCCAAAUGUUGUUCUCUGUUCCUUCUCACACACCCCCAACUCAGUUUUGUUAGUCUUUGUGCGAAAAGGGUAACGCAAACACUGCUUUCUUUUGUUAAAGAGAAUAUGCGGAGCGCUGGACUUUGGAUGCAAAGUUUCUCAGGCAGAACAGGCUCCCCGCUCUCGGUCCCUCCAAAAUGCCGAAAGGUUUUCUCUUUUUCCUGGGCAUACUUGAAAACAAAUGUUUUCCUGGUGCUUUGUGUGUUGGGGCCAAAUUGUCAACGUCUCAGAUGCCAAGAAUUUGGAUUUAAGAACCGGGGGGGGGGUGCUCUUGCUUUUUAUCAGCAUCAGCAACUCAGCAUCGCUCCGAUGACCACUUUGCAAUCUUGACUAGUCCAAUCCUGUGGAUAACUUUUCCUGACCUGUGUAAGACACAAAUCAUUUAGGAUUUGCUUGUUGUAGGGAGUUCCCCCCCCCCCUCCAAAAAAGAAACUUUUACAGUGAGGUGUAAUCCUGUAUCUGUUUUGUUCUCAGAAGUCUGUGUCGAGCAAAUAAACAUGGAAACAUCACUGA
Messenger RNA from Crotalus tigris (Tiger rattlesnake), 3889 nucleotides. It is a transcript of the gene SLC35E2A, whose product is annotated as solute carrier family 35 member E2A. The coding region runs from base 792 to 2051 and encodes 419 amino acids. Gene Ontology annotation, molecular function: antiporter activity. The transcript is spliced from 10 exons. The record is from RefSeq and is a predicted model, not a curated record. Gene Ontology annotation, cellular component: Golgi apparatus. Lineage: Eukaryota; Metazoa; Chordata; Lepidosauria; Squamata; Viperidae.